AUGGCAUAUGGGCUUGAAGACCGCGAUGCGGUCGACGAGCUAUUCUCUCUCUCACUCGAGGAUCACCUCACACCAACUCAACCCGAAAGGCUACGAAUGCCUUCCCCACCAAUUAUGCGUCCACUGCGAGGUGACGACACUUCCCCCCAACCCAGCAGGCUUCGGCUUCCUUCGCCACCACCAACAAAGCCCACCAAGGACAAGUCUGCACCUAUAUAUUCCGACUCCGACACCACCUCGUCACUCUCCUCAACCCCCUCAUCUCCAGACUUAUCUCCAGUCCUAUCCCCAGCCGGACCCGAAACCCCCUCUGCCCUCUCACCCUCCGAUCAAGCCGCCCUCCUAACCCGCAUCCACUCCGGCCUAUCCUACACAGCAACCCAAAAAUCCCUCAACCUCCCAAUCACCCAAACAACCCGCUUCUCCCUCUGCCCCCAGUACCCAACCCACCUCCCAGCCCUAACCCUGCUCCGCAAACACGCCAUCCUCAUAUCCAUCUCCCCCACCCACGAACUCUACGAGCUAGGCAUUCCGCGGCCAGACUGGGUGCAAGAAGGCGCUAUAACAGGUAUUCACGACGCGCAGUGGUGGAUGGGGAAGAGUAGGGCGGAGAUUAAGGCGGGGCCGUGGGCAGACGAGGCGGAUGUCAAGGUUGCGGAGGCGCGGAUGAGGGGGGUGGAGACGAGGAAGAAGAAGAGGAGGGGGAAGGGGGAGAGGGAGAGGGAGUGGAAGUUGAGGGAGGGGGUUAGGCGGGCGGAGGAGGGGGAGGGGAGUGAGGAUGACGAGCAUGAGAAAAUGGAGGACGAAGAAGAAGAAGGGGAGGAGGAUGAAGCGGACGAGGGGAAGACAAUGGAGGGAGUUCUAUAUGGGAGUUUGGAACUUGCGACGACUUCUACGAAGCGUUUGAGGAGCCAGGUUGGUUCGACGUCUUCGCCAUCUUCGAGGAAGUUGAGGAGUCCGGGUGGUUCAGAGUCUUCCCCUUCUUCGAGGGUCUUGAGGAUUCGCAAACUGUGA
Bipolaris sorokiniana ND90Pr is the source of this 1014-nucleotide messenger RNA. RefSeq lists its product as uncharacterized. The transcript has a single exon. Lineage: Eukaryota; Fungi; Ascomycota; Dothideomycetes; Pleosporales; Pleosporaceae. The record is from RefSeq and is a predicted model, not a curated record. Bases 1 to 1014 code for a protein of 337 amino acids.